Molecule: messenger RNA, 2131 nt
Organism: Medioppia subpectinata
Lineage: Eukaryota; Metazoa; Arthropoda; Arachnida; Sarcoptiformes; Oppiidae
Source: the annotation of a GenBank genome assembly
GUAAAUUAAUUUACAAGAACUGUAAAAUAAUAAUACUUUUACGUCAAAUGCCAUAAUAGAUGUGUUGCCAGCCGUACCACUGGUGGUGAAGAGUCCAUACCUGUCCACUUGGAUGACUGGCCGCCAAUUGGCCGGCGAGUGGACUCGGUUUUACACCGGAGCCAUUACAGGUAUGGCAGGUAUGGUUCGGGUCGACGGACAGACUUAUGAGUUUAUGGGCAAACCCUCCGCCGAUGUCAGCGAAAUACAACGAGUCGUACAGUCGGGACUUCGUGUGACUCCUACCCAAUCGGUGUUCACAUUCACCGCCGGACCCAUAGAACUGGUCGUAAACUUCUUCACUCCUAUCGAUCCGACAGAUCUCAAGCGUCUGUCACUUCCGGCCUCUUAUAUAUCAAUGAGCGCCCGAUCUGUCGAUCAGAAGACACAUGAAGUUCAGGCAUAUCUCGAUAUGUCCGGAGAAUGGGUCGCCGCAGACGCUAAUCAAGUGGUGGAGUGGGAUGUCAUGGAAGUGAAGGGCAAAACAAAUCUAAUUAAUGGUAACUUUAGACUCAAAGAUCAAAAAGAAUUUGCAGAAAUUAGAGAUCUAUCCCAAUGGGGAACCAUGAAGUUUUUCACCGACUCGGGCGCCACUCAUGAGGCCAAUCCCUGUAAGACAAUGCGCCAAAAAUUUGUGAAAACCGGUAAACUCGACAAUACUGUGGACAAGAAUUAUCGCAAAGCGUCAGACAAUUGGCCGGGCAUUGGGUUUGCGCGGACACUGACCGUCGGCAUCACUCAUACGGCGGCAAACACUGUGUAUUACGGCGUCGCUCACGUCAGACGACCGGCCAUUGAGUACACGGACUCACAUCUGAACCAAUUAUGGGAAAAUGNUCAUACGGCGGCAAACACUGUGUAUUACGGCGUCGCUCACGUCAGACGACCGGCCAUUGAGUACACGGACUCACAUCUGAACCAAUUAUGGGAAAGUUAUUUCAAUGGAGACGACAAACAGAUGAUUGACUUCUUCUAUGAGGACAGAGAGGACGCCCUCCGGAGGGCCACAGUUUUGGACAAAUGUAUUGUGAGCGACGCUCAGGCGGUCGGCGGCGAGAGUUAUGUUAAGGUUGUGUCCGCAGCGCUCAGACAGGCUUAUGGAGGGGUAGAAAUGGUUGGCACAGUUGACAAGCCGUGGAUGAUGUUUAAAGAGAUUGCAUCGGAUGGCAACUGUCAAACAGUAGACGUGAUUUUCCCUCACUUUCCGGUUCAGCUAUAUCUCAAUCCAACGCUUUUGAAAUACCUUUUGGAUCCAUUGCUCGACAAUCAGGAAAGAGGUUUCUUCCCAUUGAAGUAUUGCAUACAUGACUUGGGAACACAUUAUCCGCAAUGUGUUGGACACAGAGAUGGGGUUCAGGAAGACAUGGAGGUGGAGGAGAGCGCCAAUAUGUUGAUCAUGAUGUCAGCCUAUGUCAGGGCAACCAAUGACACAGAGUUUGCUAAAAAGCACUACAAAAUUGCCAAACAGUGGACACAGUAUUUGGUCGAUCACGGGUUGAUCACAGGUGACGCUUUGACAACCGACGACUUUUUGGGUAAAUUUAAAAACUCAACAAACCUUUCGGCCAAAGCUAUUAUAGGCAUCGGAGCGAUGGCACAGUUGGCUGAAGUGACCGGUAAUGAGGCGGACAGACAACAAUACAGACAAAUUGCAGAGAAAUACGUCACCGAAUGGAUCCGUUUGGGUGAAGACCCGUCCAAUAAACACAUAAAACUAAGCUAUAAUACGGCCAACACUUGGUUUAUGAUCUAUAACUUAUACGCCGAUAUCCUAUUGGACACCAAAUUAGUACCCGAAUCGAUCUACAAACAACAGGACGAGUGGUACCUACAGGUGAUGGACGUCUACGGCCUGCCAUUUGGUACCGAUAAAGAGGGGACACUAUUUGGUUGGAUGAUGUUUACGGCGGCCGCGUCUGGCAAUACAAAACUGCGACAAACAAUGUUUGAUCGGACGGUCAAAUGGUUGCGCGAAACGCCGUCCGGAGCGCCGUUUCCCGACUAUAUCAACACCUCUAACGGCAACGUUUUACUUAAUUUUAUCAAUCGGCCAGUAAUUGGCGGUCUAUUCGCGCCGUUGACUCUUAAACAC